ACCAGUUCUGCCGGAUGUACCCUGAUUCAUCCAUCGUGGGUACUUAUCAGCGCCACUGCGUGGGUCGAACUCCAAAUGGGAUAAAGAUUCUUCAUGGCAGCACUUCGUUAACGAGCGGCGGAACUAAAAUCACGGUUGAUAGUAUAAUAAGACACUCCGGCUACAAUACAAGGACCAACGCGAAUGACAUCGCCCUGCUGGAACUGUCCACGCCAGUGACAUGCGACACCAACACUAAAGCUGCCCCGCUACCCCAGAGUUCGGCAUCGGCGUGCGUUGGCUGUACGGUGACAGCUAGUGGUUGGGGAGUGUUGACAAGUACAGGAAGUGAUGACACUGAUGUUUUGCAAUUGGUGGACCUCCAGGUGAUCUCCAAUAGCGCAUGUGAAGAUGUAUAUGGUCGUGGCGCUAUACCUGAUAGCAUGUUGUGUACCCAGGCUGACGGAACACACGACACUUGCCAGGGAGACUCUGGAGGUCCUAUGGUGCAGAAAGAAAGCUUCACAUUGCUCGGCAUCACGUCGUGGGGAGCUCAAUGCGCCUCUAGAACAUUCCCUGGCGUCUACACGCGGGUGUCCGAAUUCGUAGACUGGAUAGACAGCAGCACCGGAAACGCAAACUUUCCCAAGACGGGAGACGCGUGCUUCCUGGACAAUAUCGAGUGCUCUGGCUCUCAAGGAAUCACGGUCGCCGAAAGUACAGAUGCAACAACCGAAUCAACAGCGACUACGACCGAAUCAACAGCGACUACGACCGAAUCAACAGCGACUACGACCGAAUCCACGGCCACGUCGAGCGAGUCUACAUCCCCGGAAGCAUCGACGGAAUCAGCGAGCGAACCAUCAACAGAGCCGUCUACAAGACGUCCCCGUCCCAACGGACGCCCAGGCGGACGCCCAGGCGGACGCCCAGGCAGACGCCCUAAUGGCCGCCCUGGUGGCCGCCCAGGCCGUCGCCCAAACGGACGCAAUAAUGACGGCGACGACGAACGCAAUAAUGGCGACGAAGACGGACGCACUAAUGGCCGCCGAAACGAGCGCACUAAUGGCCGUACAAACCGCCGUUCGACCCGCCGCGACGGCAGUGACUAAGAAAGAGACGAUAAAUAGAGUAAAAGAGGUUCAAAUUGUUCCAGUAAAAUAAAUCUAAACAAGGGGGCGAUUACUGCCGUCACAGCAACAGACGAGUAACAAGACGCAGGUGGUUGUAAUUAUAAAAUCACAAUUGGGGUACGGCUUACAAUAACUCAAACCUUAAUUAUUACCUUAAACCUAACCAAAAUUCUCCCUCUUUGACAACGAAAAUGUGUUUCAAGAAAUAAAACGCUACUCAUAGUAAUAGCAGUAAACGCGCAAACCUGUUGAGGCAAUGGCCUGUUUAGUAAAAGGUUGGCAAUUGCCGUCACUCAUUAUUCGAUCAUGAAUAAACUUGCAGCACGUAGAAACGAUAUGAAACAAUUAUCCUGACAAUGCGCCUAAAUAAUGAUGGGCCAAUGUCCUUGCAUUCAUCUGCGCUCAUAUGUAAGCCCAUCACGUCAAGAGUAAUAAAAAAUAUAACAUAAACAACCAUUAACGAAUAAUAACUAUAAUUACGCGCAAACAACGCAGAAAAAUAACAAAUCAACCUUUCCCAGGAUGCAUUAAUAGUUGAUGCCGAGUGGGCUCGAUUAUAACUGCGGAAUCUAGUUUUUCAGCUUUGUCUAUUCACUGUAGGUAGUCAGCAAUCGCUUAGCGAUUCUUCGUUAAUUCUUUUGUUCGAUGCACCGUCGUCGUCAUUAUCUAGUAAAUCGUAUUCAGUAAUCUAUCGUGCAAUUACUAGUAAAAUACUAUGAACACGGGCGCAAUUAUCUCUUAUUUAAAUCAGUGAUCUAGCUAGAAAUUUUCACGCUUAGGUUUUGCUAGGUUAAUCAUAGUUGGAGUGCUAUAGGCUGUUUCUUGCCGUACGGUGCUAGUAUAGUGAUAUAUUACAUGGAAUAGACUUGUUUUGUUAUAGUCUCGUACAUUUCCGUACAUUUGAGGAUCAUUCCGACAAUGCGACCGAGCUGAUAUCUGCAUCCAUGUUAUAUGGAUAACCUGGUCUUCGCACACAUCUGUGCCUACGCACGUACAUUAGACCAGAUUUCACUAGGAUAUCAUGAACCUAUAAAUGAAUAAUAUAUAAAACACGUAGCAUCGGCAAAAGCCAUGUAAAUAAUAUCAGUAAGAUCACGAUUAGACUCAAUCUAUAUCUUACUCUAUAUUCAACUAGUAUGUGGUAGUAUCCUACAGCUCGACCGUCCGUCCACGGUAGGAUAGCAAAUAACAUUCUCGCACUGACUAAAUAUCUGCUAUUAACCUUAUGAUCAGACCUUGAUAACCUCAGCUAGUACUUUCUACGGACGACACUGAAUGCCAGUGUACAUCAUGGCUGGUCGCUUUACUGUUCUCUAUUUUUUUGUUGCUGCUGUCAUUGCUAGUCCGACUGAAUACCAAGUAAAAUACGAUCGGUAUGUUUGUAUUUCAAAUUUAUCUACAUUGUCGUUGUAUCCAUACUCGCUAUUUUUGUAACUGGCUAAACAGCAAUUAACGUACAAAAUAAUGUUUCCUUAUAGAACAGGAAAUUAUAAAGUGUUAAAUCUGACAGUUAAACAUAUCACAACUAUACAUCAUUAGACAGAUUUGUCAUCUUAGACCAAGUGUU
Messenger RNA from Priapulus caudatus, 2679 nucleotides. Its product is annotated as mite allergen Der f 3-like. Gene Ontology annotation, molecular function: serine-type endopeptidase activity. NCBI's taxonomy places the organism in Eukaryota, Metazoa, Priapulida, Priapulimorpha, Priapulimorphida, Priapulidae. Gene Ontology annotation, biological process: proteolysis. Bases 15 to 1091 code for a protein of 358 amino acids. The transcript has 5 exons. The record is from RefSeq and is a predicted model, not a curated record.